CGGCGGGAAGCUGAAGAGGGGACCCGAGUCACCGCCACCGACGCCCCGCGCGGGCCCGCGUCCCGCCAUGAAGUUUCGGGCCAAGAUCGUGGACGCGGCGUGUCUGAACCACUUCACGCGGGUCAGUGCCACGAUAGCCAAGCUGGCCAAGACGUGCACACUCCGCAUCAGCCCGCAGAAGCUGAACUUCAUCCUCUCCGACAAAGUGGCCAGCGGGGGCGUGAGCAUGUGGUGUGAGCUGGAGCAGGAGAACUUCUUCAGUGAAUUCCAGAUGGAGGGCGUCUCUGCAGAAAACAACGCCAUCUACCUAGAGCUGACCUCGGAAAAUCUGUCUCGGGCGUUGAAGACGGCCCAGAAUGCCAGAGCCCUGAAGGUCAAGCUGACGAACAAACACUUCCCCUGCCUCACCGUGUCCAUAGAGCUGUUGUCUGUGUCGAACAGUAGCCGCAUUGUGACACACGACAUCCCCGUUAAGGUUAUUCCUAGAAAAUUGUGGAAGGAUUUGCAAGAACCUACAGUCCCGGACUCCGACGUCAGCGUCUAUCUUCCGGUCUUGAAGACGAUGAAGAGCGUCGUGGAGAAAAUGAGGAACCUCAGCAAUCACCUUAUUAUCGAAGCAAACCUAAGUGGAGACUUGAACUUGAAAAUAGAAACAGAACUAGUGUGUGUUACAACUCACUUUAAAGACCUGGGGAACCCUCCAUUGGCCUCUGAGGACGCCUCCCAGGACCGAGACCCAGCGCAGAUGGCUGAAGUACGCAUAGACAUCCGGAAGCUUCUGCAGUUCCUCGCUGGGCAGCAAGUGAACCCCACGCGGGCCGUGUGCAACAUUGUCAGCAACAAGCUUGUCCAUUUUGAUUUGCUCCAUGAAGACGUGUCCCUGCAGUACUUCAUCCCGGCCUUCUCCUAGCCGGCCUCUGGCCACGCGUGUCUGCGCUUUACUCUGCCCCACCGUGAUAGUCUAGCUAAAAACUGAGUUCAUGGAAGACAGCUGGAUAAACAUACUUCUUUAUGUGA
Messenger RNA from Lontra canadensis (Northern American river otter), 1017 nucleotides. It is a transcript of the gene HUS1, whose product is annotated as HUS1 checkpoint clamp component. Gene Ontology annotation, cellular component: nucleolus; site of double-strand break; checkpoint clamp complex. Lineage: Eukaryota; Metazoa; Chordata; Mammalia; Carnivora; Mustelidae. The record is from RefSeq and is a predicted model, not a curated record. Bases 68 to 910 code for a protein of 280 amino acids. Gene Ontology annotation, biological process: mitotic DNA replication checkpoint signaling; nucleotide-excision repair; meiotic DNA integrity checkpoint signaling. The transcript has 8 exons.